GAAGUUCAAUCCAAAAAAAAAAAGGGAAUCGAAGUCAAAGUCAACUCUCUCUCUCUAAAAUCUCAUCUUCCUUGUUAAUCCUUUUCUCUGUUUGCUCCGGAUCAAUCAACCCUUUUCUCUGCCAUAAUCCUCUGUUUCUACUUUCAUGCAAGAAACGAUGUCUGUUAUUGGUAGUGCUGCUUUGUCUGCGCUCUUUCAGGUGCUUUUUGAAAAGAUUGCCUCCUCAGAGUUGCUGAAAUUUGCUCGUGAGAAGCAAGUUCUUGCUCAGAUUAACAAGUGGGAGAAAAUGUUACUCCAAAUCAAUGCUGUGCUUGACGAUGCCGAGGACAAGCAGACUGCUAAUCGAUCGGUGAAGAUUUGGCUCACCAACCUCAAAUGCUUGGCUUACGAUGUGGAGGACGUCUUGGAUGAAUUUGCUACUCAAUGUUUGGGACGCCACUUGAUGGGAUUGGGAGAUCCUCAACCCACCACUAGUAAGCUUCAAAAAUUCCUUCCCACUUGUUGUACUAGUUUCAAUCCGAAAAUUAUCAUGUUUAAUUCCAAGAUGAUGACCAAGAUAGAGGAAAUCACUACCAGAUUAGAAGAUAUUGUAGCCCAGAGAAAUGACUUAGAUUUGAGAGAGAACGUUGGAAAGAUGUCUAAAAAGCUCUAUCAACCACCACCCACUACGUGUUUGCAAAAUGAACCGCAGGUGUACGGAAGAGAUGAAGAUAAAAGGAGAAUUCUCGAUUUGCUGUUAAGGGAUGGAACCGCUGAUCCAAAGGUUUCUGUGAUACCCAUUGUUGGAAUGGGUGGGGUUGGUAAAACAACACUUGCCCGGCUUGUGUACCAUGAUAAAGCAUCCCAACAUUUUGAUGCAAAAGCAUGGGUUUGUGUCUCAGAUGAAUUUGAUAUUAUGAGAAUAACAAAGGCCAUUCUUGAAUCAAUCACUUGGCAGCCUUGUGAUCUGAAGGAGUUGAAUCAAGUUCAACUGAAGUUGUCCAAGGAAUUAGCUGGAAAACAGUUUCUCAUAGUUUUAGAUGAUGUUUGGAGUGAGAGCUAUGAAGAUUGGAAUACCUUAAGUUCCCCAUUUAUGGAUGGAGCUCAAGGAAGUAAAGUCAUUAUAACAACACGCAGUACAGUUGUUGCACAAAUGAUGGGAACUGUUGACAGUCAUGCUUUGACUUGUAUUUCGGAUGAUGAUUGCUGGUUAUUGUUUUCUAGGCAUGCUUUUGAAAAUAGAAGUAUUAUUGCAUAUCCAAAUUUGGAAACCCUACGCGAAAGAGCCAUAUACAGGUGUGGAGGCUUGCCUUUGGCAGCAAAGACUUUGGGUGGCCUUUUUCGGGGAAAAGAUGCCAGUGAAUGGGACAAUUUAUUGAACAGCAAAAUAUGGAAUUUGCAAGGUGUUGAUGGUGAUGUUCUUCCUGUGUUAAGAUUAAGUUACUAUCAUCUCCCUUCAUAUUUAAAGAGGUGUUUUGCAUACUGUGCAAUUCUUCCAAAAGAUUAUGAAUUUGAGGAAAAGGAACUAGUCCUUCUAUGGAUGGCAGAAGGUUUGAUUCAGCAAACGGGCAAUGAAAAGCACAUGGAAGAUAUAGGUCUUGAGUAUUUCCGUGAUCUAUCAGCCAGAUCACUCUUUCAAGCAUCAGGCAAUGGUGAAUCUCAAUUUGUAAUGCAUGACCUUGUAAAUGAUCUUGCACAAAGGGUUGCUGGGGAGACAUGUUUUAGAUUAGAGGAUGAAUUGGUGUUUGGUGAACAAUUCAAAAAGGAAAGAGCACGUCACUCUUCUUACAUUCGAGGCUAUUGUGAUGGCAUCAAAAGAUUCAAACCUUUUCACAAGACCAACUGUUUGAGAACCUUCCUACCCCUAUCACUAAGUUAUGAAGAAAGCUAUAUAGCAAAUGACAUCCCUUCUAAUUUGUUGUCAAAGCUAGGAUGUUUAAGGGUGCUAUCUUUUAGUCAUUACCACAUCACUGAGCUGCCAGAUUCAAUUGGUGACUUGAAACAUUUGAGGUAUCUUAACCUUUCAUACACUAAAAUCAGAGCAUUACCUGAGUCAACAACUUCUCUGUGGAAUUUACAAACCUUGAUAUUGGAAGAAUGUUCAUGUCUCAAAGAAUUGCCUUCAAAAAUAGGAAAUUUGAUCAAUCUACGUCAUCUUGAUAUUACAAAUGUUAAUUUAGAAAAAGGGAUACCAUUGGGAGUCAAAGAACUUAAAAGUCUUCUAACUUUGUCUAAUUUUCCUUUGGGCAAAGAUUGUGGAGCUGAUCUAGCAAUUUUGAUGAACUUAAAAUUUCUUCGAGGGGCACUUCAUAUCUCAAGGUUGGAGAAUGUGACUGAUGCUUUGCUUGUGAGGGAAGCCAACUUAAUGGAUAAGAAGUACUUGGACACUUUGUUGCUAGAAUGGAAGUACAAUAUUACAAGAGCAGACAGUCUUGAUAGAGCUGUUCUUGCUGGGCUGCAACCUCAUAGAAACCUAAAAAAGCUCUCUGUAAUGGGCUAUGCUGGUACAACAUUUCCAUCAUGGAUUGGAGACUCUUUGUUACAUAAUCUGGAGUUUCUAAGGUUAGAGAAUUGCAAGAAAUGCGCAUCCUUGCCACUUCUUGGGUUGCUACCUUCUCUCAAAGAACUCGUUGUCAAAGGGAUGUCUAGUAUAAAAAGGAUUGAUCAUGAAUUUUGUGGGGAGAGUUACUUAAAUACUUUUCCAACUCUUGAGACUCUACGCUUUAUGAAUAUGCCGGAGUGGGAAGACUGGAAUACAAGUGGACUUGAAUUCCCUUGUUUGCAAGAGCUUGCCAUUGAAGAUUGUCCCAAACUAUCAGGAAAAUUACCUAACCAUCUUCCUUUGCUAAAAAAGCUUGUGAUAAGAGAAUGUGAGCAGUUUGUUGUUUUACUUCCAAGUCUCCCAGUGAUCUCUGUGUUGGAAAUUGAAAGAUGCAAAGAGGUGGAUUGUGGAUGUAUAGUUGAAUUUGGCUCACUAAAUUCUAUGGUACUUUCAGAAAUUUCAAAGUUCUCGUUUCUUUCUAAGGGGUUCAUCCAGGGUUUAAAAAAGGCCAAAGAUUUGAGUGUUAUUGGAGAUCCAUUUCCUUCUCUACCAUCUUUUGUUUUCAAUGUGGUUGAGGAAGAAAAAGAGGAGAUGCUGCCACAGGAGCCAACAGGUAGUCAACUUGAAACACUGAAAUUAACUAAUUGUGAAAGCCUGCUACCCUACGGGUCUCUCAAUCUCAUGUGCAUUAGGGAGCUGACAAUUGAAGACUGCCCAAGACUUGUUUCCUUUCCAGAAGCUGGUUUUCCUUCUACACUGAGAGUGCUUGAGAUUAGCAACUGCAAUUCCCUAGCUUCAUUCCCUGAUGCCAUGACUUACAAUAGUGUGUAUCUUGAAGAACUGCGAAUUGAAAGGUGUAAUCUCCUGAUGUCCCUUGGAAGGGGCCAGCUACCUCCAACUCUAAAACGUCUGAUGAUAAAAUUUUGCCAUAAUUUGCAAAGCUUGCUUUAUGAGGCUGAGGAUGAGGAUGAGGAGAGUUUCAGUUCUUGUGGAAACACAUUUAGUCUUGUCCUUCUGUCAAUUGAGGCAUGCCCAUCUCUUACAUUGUUAUCCUCAAGAGGCGGGUUACCUUCUUCCCUAAAGCACCUCUGGAUUUCCCAUUGUUCGGAGCUCACAUCCUUAUCACCAAGUGCCAAAUUACCAGCCAGGCUUGAAUACCUCCAAGUCUGGAAUUGUUCAGGUCUUACUUCCUUGUCGUCCGGAGAUAAUUUACCAGCCAGUCUUAAACACCUAGAGAUUUGGUAUUGCUCAAAGUUGGAGUCGAUAGCUGAGAGGUUUGACAACAAUGCAUCACUUGAAAGGAUUUCAAUUAGAAAUUGUGAUAAUCUUAAAUCUUUGCCUAGCAACUUGCACAAGCUUAUCAAUCUCCAUUAUAUAAGUUUAUCCGGUUGGCCAAGUCUUGUUUCUUUCCCAUGGCAAGUGUUGCCUGCCACCUACUCAGAAGAACAUCAGGUGGAAAGAGAGAAGAAAUUUGAGGGCCUUCUAGAUGGGAUACACGAGCUUACCUCUCUUCACACAUUGCUGUUAAAUAAUUGUCCAGGCAUAGUAUCCUUUCCAGAAGGAGGUCUUCCCACCAACUUGACAUCACUUUAUAUUUGUCAUCUCAAGAUCUGUAAACCAUUGUUUGAAUGGGGUUUGCACAGACUCACAUCUCUUACAGAACUUCAUAUUCUUGAAUGUUCUGAUGUGGUGUCCUUUCCUGAUGAUGAGAUAGGAAUGAUGUUGCCUACUUCUCUUACCCACCUGUCCCUUGGAGAAUUUGCAAAUCUGGGAUACCUCUCCACCAAGGGGUUUGAAAACCUUGCCUCACUUGAAUAUCUCUGUGUCUAUGAUUGCCCCAAGCUUGCCUUCCUUCCAAAGAAUGGUCUCCCUUCCUCACUUAUGAAACUGUAUAUCAAUAAUUGUCCUCUGUUAAAAGAGAGGUGCCAGAAUGGCAACAGACCAGAGUGGUUCAAGAUAGCCAACAUUCCCCACAUCAAGAUGGAUAAUAGAUCGUAGAUGUCUUUCACACUGAAAAUGGCCCUGAACUGAAGAAGAAAAUAGUAGUGAACCUGUGGACAGAGAAUGGAAGAAUUAUAGCUGGUAUUGGUUUCAGUCUAGGCCAGGGACCGACUUUGAUGGAAGCAAAAGGAAUAGUGAUGGAGGUUUCUCAGUUUUCCUUUCAUUUUCAAAUUUGCAAGCUUUUCAUACCUCGUAUGGUGGUUCACUUUUCAAAAUUACAAUCUGGGCCAAACCGAUCAGUAAAACUAGUUUGAGAAGCUGUCAGGUCAUCAGGGACUGACUUAAGUUGCAGGAUAGGGACAGAGAAGCUGGUUAUAUCAUUCUUUUUUAAAGAAUCAAAGAAGGGGAAUUGCUGAUUCUUCAAAGCUUCCUAUCUUACCUGUCUGCUGGAUAUCUUCAGUGGGAGAGGUUGUCAAAACUUUUUGGUUGAUUUAGUCAUGUAAAGCGUAGACAUACGGAGGCUCCAGUUGGACAAGUAGAGCACAUUAGGUUAGAGGAUAAAAAGAAAAGAAGGGGUAGACCUAAAUUGACUUUGAGGAGAGUAGUACAACAUGACCUAGAAGUAUUACACAUUUCCGAGGAUUUAACCCAAAAUUAUUUAGAGUAGAGAAAGAGAAUCCAUAUAGCCGACCCAAAAUUUUUUGGAUAAAAGCUUAGAUGAGUUGAGUUGAGUUGUAUCAACUCAAGACAGCAGCAAACCCUCCAUUGAACUUUCAGACCAUGGAGUAAACCGAAUGCACAGUAUUAUUUUCAUUGUCGUAAGUUCUUCACCUUAGCCCUUCAUUGUUUUAACUUGCAAAAGUGAAACAUGAGUGUUAAUUUGUAAACAUUGCCAAUUAUGUUGUUUUGGAAUUAUUUUGUAAAUUUGUGAACAUUGUCAAUUUUGAUACCCAAUUGGGAUCAUAAGGUUGCAGCUCAUCAAAGACUUGACAAUAGGAAGUUAUUUCAUCAUUAUCUUUGGUGAUGGUAUCUUUUCAAGAUGAAUGAUGCUGCUGAUGCAAUCUGUUUUUGUUGCACGUUUUAGGAAUCUAGAUAAACUUUUCUCUGAAGGUCCCAAGUCUCAAAUCUUUUGAAUGUUUAACCAGAGGAUACACCCUAGUGAAAGUAGAAGAUGCAUUUCCUGCCUCUACAGCUAAAGCUGUGCUCUGAUGGAACAAUCAACAUAAGAGGCAGAAACAAAGAUUGGAAGCCCAUAAGAAUUGCAGCAACAUAUUUGAUACAGACAUAUUGAAGGACUGACAAAGGUGGGCAUUUGGAGAACAUUUGCUGUGCGUGAAAGACUGGUUGCUUCUAUGGCCUAAGUUUCUCUACCCUUUUGCCUCUCUUCUAUCUUCUGUGAUUAUUGAAAGGAAACCUUUCCUAUUUUUACAGUGCUGUAUACUAAGAUUUCUUGUAAGAUAAUAUGAAGUCCUGGUUAAACAUGCUGCAAUUAGCAACUAGUCAACUUAUUCCUUUGUAUUUCAAGAGGAAAUGUACUUCUGUUCUUUUGCCUU
Messenger RNA from Hevea brasiliensis (rubber tree), 6015 nucleotides. Its product is annotated as putative disease resistance RPP13-like protein 1. Gene Ontology annotation, molecular function: ADP binding. Lineage: Eukaryota; Viridiplantae; Streptophyta; Magnoliopsida; Malpighiales; Euphorbiaceae. The record is from RefSeq and is a predicted model, not a curated record. Gene Ontology annotation, biological process: defense response to other organism. Bases 146 to 4519 code for a protein of 1457 amino acids. The transcript has 7 exons.